AUGUCGAUCGAGUUCACGCAUCAGAUUAUUCGUCCAACAUGUGAACCUGAAGAUAGGGUUCUCACAGCGCAAGGCCAUGUCAUCCCUCUCAUGGAGCUGUCCCAGCGCCUCGUGGAGCAGGGCAUCAAGGUCACCUUCGUCAACACGCAGCACAACCACGACCUCAUCCUUGCCUCCCUCCACCUCUCCAAGUCCCAACAUGGCAGCAGCCUCGGAGGGGUCCACAUGGUGUCCCUACCAGACGGGCUCGCCGACGGCGAGGACCGCAAGGACCUCGCGCUGCUCACCCAGUCCUUCUCGGAUGCCAUGCCCGGCGAGCUGGAGAAGCUCAUCGGGAGGGUCUACCAAUCGGAAUCCGAGUCCGGUGCGUACAGGCUGACGUGGAUCAUCGCCGACGCGAGCAUGGCGUGGGCGUUUCCCGUGGCCAAGCGGCUCGGCCUCCGGGCCGCCGCCUUCAACCCGCUGUCGGUGGCCAUGUUCGCCACGAGGAUCCGCAUCCCCGAGCUGGUAAGGGACGGGGUGGUGGACGAGAAAGGCCUGCCGAAGCGGCGCGGCACGUUCCGGCUGGCUCCGGGGAUGCCGCCCAUGCGCGCGACGGAGCUCUCGUGGAACUGCGCCGGCGACCCCAGUGGCCAGCCGGCCAUACUGGACUUCAUCCUCCGGAACAACGCGGCCACCCCACUAGCCGAGGCGGUCGUCACCAACUCCGUCCAAGACCUCGAGCCGGGAGCCAUGGCGCUCUUCCCCGAAGUCCUCACCGUCGGCCCGCUCCUUUCUGACUCCUUGGACAAGCCGGUGGCGAGCUUCUGGGCCGAGGACGCCACCUGCGCGGCGUGGCUCGACGCGCAGCCCGCCGGCUCCGUCGUGUACGUGGCGUUCGGCAGCUUCGCCAUCUUCGACCGGGCGCAGCUCGUGGAGCUGGCCGAGGCGCUGGCGCUGACCUCCCGGCCCUUCCUGUGGGUGGUGAGGCCGGACUCGGCGAGCGAGGAGUGGGUCGAGGACCUCCGCCGCCGCGCCGGGCCGCGCGGCCGCGUCGUGGGCUGGUGCCCGCAGCAGCGGGUGCUGGCGCACGCAUCGACGGCGUGCUUCCUGUCGCACUGCGGGUGGAACUCAACGCUGGAAGGGCUGGUGAAUGGCCUGCCGUUCCUGUGCUGGCCCUACUUCACGGACCAGUUCCUCGACCGGGGCUACAUCUGCGACGUGUGGCGGACGGGGCUGCAGGUGGCCGGCGAGAUGACGACGGGGACGCUCGUGGGGAGAGAGGUGAUACGGGGCAAGGUGGAGGAGCUGCUCGGCGACGGGGAGAUCAAGGCCAGGGCGCUCGCGCUGAGGGACGUUGCUCGCGGCGCCGUCGCAGACGGCGGGUCGUCGCGCCGGAAUCUCGCACGGUUCGUGGACCUCGUCCGAGGAUCAGUGACCUAGCUAGUCCCUAGAACACCAAUAAUCUGCCAAGUCCGAGGGAGCGAUGACAAUGACAUCGUGCAUCCCAUUUACCAUUUACCAUGCAUCCCAACGUCUAAAAUGUCUUCGACUUCAAACUGUGGCUAGCUGUGCAUCCCAUUUACCAUGCA
Aegilops tauschii subsp. strangulata is the source of this 1571-nucleotide messenger RNA. The record is from RefSeq and is a predicted model, not a curated record. Lineage: Eukaryota; Viridiplantae; Streptophyta; Magnoliopsida; Poales; Poaceae.